CCACCCCAUGGUCCUAGCAGCAUGGACAGUGUACUCAGCCUUACUGCUUGCUCCCCCAGGUUUCUUCCUGUCCCCUAAAGCCCCCGGGCCUGCACCAUGGACUUUCAGCACCGACCUGGAGGCAAGACGGGGAGUGGGGGCGUGGCCUCCUCCUCUGAGAGCAACAGGGACCGCAGGGAGCGGCUGCGGCAACUGGCCCUCGAGACCAUCGACAUCAACAAGGACCCAUAUUUCAUGAAGAACCACCUGGGAUCCUAUGAAUGCAAGCUCUGCCUGACUCUGCAUAACAAUGAGGGGAGCUACCUGGCCCAUACCCAAGGGAAGAAACACCAGACUAACCUGGCCCGGCGAGCGGCCAAGGAGGCCAAGGAGGCCCCCGCCCAGCCUGCCCCGGAGAAGGUCAAGGUGGAGGUGAAGAAGUUCGUGAAGAUUGGCCGCCCUGGCUACAAAGUGACAAAGCAGAGGGACACAGAGAUGGGCCAGCAGAGCCUGCUGUUCCAGAUUGACUACCCCGAGAUUGCAGAGGGCAUCAUGCCACGCCACCGCUUCAUGUCUGCCUACGAGCAGAGGAUUGAGCCCCCGGACCGCCGCUGGCAGUACCUGCUCAUGGCCGCCGAGCCCUAUGAGACGAUUGCCUUCAAGGUACCGAGCCGAGAGAUUGACAAGGCUGAGGGCAAGUUCUGGACCCACUGGAACCGAGAGACCAAGCAGUUUUUUCUUCAGUUCCACUUUAAGAUGGAGAAGCCCCCAGCCCCACCCAGUCUCCCAGCUGGACCCCCAGGCGUCAAGCGGCCACCGCCUCCACUAAUGAAUGGCCUUCCUCCUCGCCCACCACUCCCUGAUGCCUUGCCCCCACCUCCACCUGGUGGCCUGCCUCUACCCCCUAUGCCCCCCACUGGGCCUGCUCCCUCUGGGCCCCCUGGACCUCCCCAGAUGCCUCCACCAGCUCCUGGGGUGCACCCCCCAGCCCCAGUAGUCCACCCACCCACAUCUGGAGUUCAUCCCCCAGCUCCUGGGGUACACCCUCCAGCACCAGUGGUCCACCCACCAACAUCUGGGGUCCAUCCCCCAGCUCCUGGGGUGCACCCACCAGCCCCUGGGGUGCACCCACCUGCCCCUGGAGUGCACCCACCUGCCCCUGGAGUGCACCCACCUGCCCCAGGUGUGCACCCACCAGCUCCAGGUGUGCACCCACCUGCCCCAGGUGUGCACCCACCAGCUCCAGGUGUGCACCCUCCGCCAUCAGCUGGCGUUCAUCCUCAAGCUCCAGGGGUACACCCACCUGCUCCUGCAGUCCAUCCUCAGGCUCCUGGGGUACACCCCCCAGCCCCUGGGAUCCACCCUCAGGCACCAGGAGUGCAUCCCCAGCCUCCUCCUGGUGUCCACCCUGCUGCCCCCGGGGUCCACCCUCAGCCCCCAGGAGUUCACCCCUCAAAUCCUGGAGUGCACCCAGCUCCUAUGCCCCCCAUGCUAAGGCCCCCACUUCCCUCAGAGGGCCCUGGGAACAUGCCCCCCCCUCCACCAGGCAACUGAGCAGUUGCCCCAUGUGUGUGGUCUUUUCCCAUGGCCAGUCCUUGGAAGGUUUUCUAUUUUGUCCUGUCCUGCGCCUAUUAAACAGCCUCCCCCAUGUCUCCAUGUCUGCAGUGUGUGUU
Acomys russatus (golden spiny mouse) is the source of this 1652-nucleotide messenger RNA. It is a transcript of the gene Sf3a2, whose product is annotated as splicing factor 3a subunit 2. The transcript has 8 exons. The record is from RefSeq and is a predicted model, not a curated record. Bases 97 to 1533 code for a protein of 478 amino acids. Lineage: Eukaryota; Metazoa; Chordata; Mammalia; Rodentia; Muridae. Gene Ontology annotation, biological process: spliceosomal complex assembly. Gene Ontology annotation, molecular function: nucleic acid binding; zinc ion binding. Gene Ontology annotation, cellular component: catalytic step 2 spliceosome; U2-type prespliceosome; nucleus.